AUGGCCUCGUUCAUCACCACCAUGUCUGUCCCCACUACUCCUGCCCCUGUUCAUUUGCCCACUAUCGCGGAGCCCGCGGCGCCCUCGCCGUCCGGCACCCCCUCCAUCACCAUUAGCCCUUCCGCAUACCAAACCACCCGUACCUCCCAUGUCCCGGCCUUGGAACCCCCUCUCUAUCUGUCCCCCAAUGCUCGCACACGAGCCCCCUUCAAGCCGCGGUCCGCCGCCAAAGGCACCAGCAGCUACCAGCUACGACAGUUUGCCGAAGCCACGCUGGGAAGUGGCAGUUUGCGCAAGGCUGUAAAACUCCCGGAAGGAGAGGACUUAAAUGAGUGGCUCGCAGUCAACGUGGUCGAUUUCUACAACCAAAUUAACCUCCUUUAUGGCUCGAUCACCGAAUUCUGCUCGCCGCAGUCAUGUCCUGAGAUGAAAGCGACAGAUGAGUUCGAGUACCUCUGGCAGGACUCAGAGAAUUAUCGGCGCCCAACCAAGAUGAAUGCCCCGGAAUAUAUCGAGCACCUGAUGAGCUGGGUGCAGGGAAACAUCGACAACGAGCAAAUGUUCCCCAGCCGUAUUGGUAUCCCAUUCCCCAAGACCUUCCCUAGUCUCCUCCGCCAGCUCUUCAAACGUCUGUACCGCGUCUACGCCCAUAUUUACUGCCACCACUACCCGGUGGUAGUCCACCUUGGCCUCGAGCCACACCUGAACACCAGUUUUAAACACUAUGUGCUGUUCAUUGAUGAGCACCGACUGGCCAGUGGGAAAGACUAUUGGGGGCCUCUGGGUGAUUUGGUCGAUAGCAUGUUGCGCAGUGAUUAA
Messenger RNA from Penicillium alfredii, 819 nucleotides. Its product is annotated as Mob1/phocein family protein. Lineage: Eukaryota; Fungi; Ascomycota; Eurotiomycetes; Eurotiales; Aspergillaceae. The record is from RefSeq and is a predicted model, not a curated record. Bases 1 to 819 code for a protein of 272 amino acids. Gene Ontology annotation, biological process: cell division; signal transduction; positive regulation of protein phosphorylation. The transcript is spliced from 5 exons. Gene Ontology annotation, molecular function: protein kinase activator activity. Gene Ontology annotation, cellular component: nucleus; cytoplasm.